CCUUAUUUGAAAGGAGAAAAAUCUGAUAAGCUGUUUCUUCUUAUACAUUUUAAAAAUAUUUUAGUAAUUUUCAUAUUUGUAACAGUGUCCUUAUUAGUGGCAAAAAAUGAAGAGAUUUAUUUUGACUGCCAUAUAGUGUUCCUUUCUUGAAAAUAUAAUAAUGGUGCUCCUUUGGUGGCUUUAAGUUUGCCAGACAAGCUUUUGAAAAUUAACUGGUUUAUCCUUGUCCAGAUAGCUGUUUACUAGGUAAACGGGGGAAUAAAGCCAUUCUCUUGGUAAUAAAACUUUUAAAGAAGAUGAGUUAAGUAUAGGAUGUAACUUGUCCACACACAUAAGUACUGCAAACAUGAUUUGGAAGCAUAAUCCAAUCACCACUCUUUCUUUACUCCAAGCAAAUGAGAGGUGGUGCACUGCACUGGUAUAUUAUAAUGAGUGAUCAUUAUUAACACAAAUCCCUUUAUCGCUUAUAUGAUUUAGAAUUAGAAAAUGGCCUCCUACAUUUUAAUAGCACAAACCCUUUUAACUAUUAAUACAGCCUAAAUUAUCUUGACUGAUGUUUGUAAUAUAUUUAAAUCUUAUUUUAUGUAAUUUUGACUCAAUAUUUUAAUGGUUACUUGGGUAAAUGAUUUGCUAUUUGUGUUUUUCAGACAGCAUAAAAUAGAGGAUGCUGCUAUAGCAUAUGUAACUGAAAAUGAAGAAAUUAAACAUGAAAAAAAACUUGGAAAAAGCAUACAACAUUCAAAACCACAUGUCGGAAGAGGACGUAUAUAUUAUGCUAAAUUCAUUAACACAAAUGCAAGAACAUACAAUGAACCAGUUCCCUACAUAGAUCCCAAAAAAGGGCCAGAAAUACAGGGUGACUGGUGGUCACAUGGUAAAGCACUGGAACCUGUCUUCCUACCACCUUAUGACUCUAAGAGUACCCAGAGGAGUGAUUUCCAAAAACCAGCAUGUCCACUGGUUUUGCCAGUCAAACACAGCAAGAUGCAAAAGCCUUCUUGUGGAAUAGUUCCACUUGCCUUUCCUGGUGCAUCAGCAGAACUUCAAAACAAUUUUAUAGAAUAUAUCUCUUUUAUACAUCAAUAUGACGCCAGAAAAACUCCGAACGAGCCUCUCCGGGGAAAGAGACAUGGAGCUUUUGUACACAGAGAGAUAAAACCAGGGAGUAGGCCAAUAGUUCCUAAAGGAACAGAGGUAGUACUGAACGCUCCAGGGUCACGUUCAUCAGAACAGUCCGAAAAAACAGAGAAAGGAAGCUCAGCGGAAAGCAGAAUGAUCUCACCAGGUCUCUGCCAACAAAAUUCCCAAGAGCUGUUAGAGACUAAAACUCACUUAUCAGAAAGAGACGUCAGACAGGCAGCCAAGGCAUGUCCCAGCAGUCCUGAGAGCAGAGAAAAGAUCGCAGGCGCCACUCGAACAACUGUAGGAGAUGCUCUUUUCACUAGGCACAAGCCUUUAAAUCCACCCAUUAAAAAAUCAGAAUAAAUUACCUUCUUCAGAUAAAACUAUAAUCCCUAGAAUAUGAGGAAAUUUCACAAUCAUCAUCUUGGCCCUCACAUUUACUUUUCUGCUAUCAGUAACUUCAGAACAUACAAUUUAUGUAAAUGGAAAAAGAGAAAAAAGACAAUUAAAAUACAACCAAAUGUUAUUAAUAAGUGUGGUCUCCAAUAAGUGGAGUGAGACAUUAUUUCUACGUCACGUUCUUUAUAAACACAACUUUGUUUUGCACAACAAAUGAACAUAAUUAACAAAUAUAAUAAGACUUUUAGAAGAGAGGCCCUGGUAGAUGUAAGUGUAACAGGGCCUCUCUUGGAAUCAAACAGAGCUUUGGAAUCAAACAGAGUUGUAAUGUUGGCUUUACUUCAUUCCUUGAGCUGUGUGACCUUGCGUAAGUAACUUAACCUCUCUAGACUUCAGUUUUUUCAACUGUAAAAUUAGCAAAAUAGCAACUUCAUAAGAUGAUUGAGGAUGUGAUUAUGCACAUUGAUCAAUAAGUGGUCAAUGUAAUCAUAUCAUCACUGCUACUAUAAUUCAAUUUUCAAUUUAAGGAUAAUAUUCUCUUAUAUAUUUAAAUUUUCCUCCUUAUUCUAAAACUUAGAACUCCUCCAUAUAUAAUUAAGAGUGUGAAAAUCUAAAAAUACUCCUGCCAGUACAAGAUGCACACGCAGACACAUACACACUUAAUUCAAAGACGUGUGGGUACUUAGAAUAUUGAAGUAUUUUCUAAAUUGUUUUCUUUUUACUCAGAUCAUUUCUAACACCAACUCAGCCUUUGCUUUUUGGAUGAGUUUGGUAAGGAUUAAUUCCACCUUGCUUUUUGGAUGAGUUUGGUACGGAUUAAUUCUUCUUCCAAUUUGGUGUGUUUUGUGUGCCGCGAUGUAUUAUAAGAUAUGUUAUAUCGCAUACAAGUGGAAGCAGGUGUAGUAUUCCUCUGCUAUAAAGAGUGUUUACAAAUUUCCAUGGAGGAAUAUCAGCUGCUCACUAUUAUCUGCAGUAUUGAUAAGACUACAGCUAUAUCUUUAUCCCUUUAUUCUCCAUUAAAGAAAUUGUAAUACAUUGCAAAAUAAUGAAUAUCAUUGUUAUGUAUUUUUUUGUGUUGGGGACUUCUAGUUCUUGCCACAUAUAUAUCUCCAAUAUAUAUUUUGGAGAUCUUUCCUUGUCAACACAUGUAGGCUACCUUGUUAUUUUAAUAGCUCCAUACUCUUCAAUAGCAUAGGUAUACUACUAUAAAAUUAGAAAAAUAAGAAUGCAAGUUUUGGCAUGAGGGCAGGGAAGGGAGAGGUUGUUAGCAUGUUUGGAAAAAGAUCUUAAAACCUAGGGACUUGAAUUUUUAUCCUCAUUGGAACAGGGAUGGAACCUUAUGUCUUCCAAAGUAGAAAGAUAGAAUUGAAAUCUGCAUAAAGCUAGAACUCUCGAAUGACUGGCCUGUCAGUACAAGGCAGACUCCACUCUACUCAUAUAACCAGGAAGAUAGCAAGAAAUUUUGCCUCUGCCUGGAGCUAUGGAUAGUGAAUAAACUCUUUGUGAAAAAGUAAAACCCCAAGCUUGUAGCACACUCCAGUUAGGAAUAUAAAUUUACAUGUAAGACUUCUUUUAGGACACAAAACCAAAAAAAUCCUGCUGGUGAUACCACUGAAGUACCUGACAAAAGCAAAUGCAAAACGCCCCUGGAGAGACAGUUUCACAAUCAGCACAAAAAAAGGAAUCCCUGCUAAAGAUAGCCACAAACAAAAAUUACAAAUCACACCAAGAAGAAAACCAAACUGAGCAAGAGUCUGCAGUGCAAAAGAAUAACUGUAAUUUCAAAACUGGAGAUAAAAGACUUAAAACAUAUAAUUUCAAAACUGGAGAUAAAAGCAUUAAAACACUUUCAGUUUGAAAAUCCUUGGUUUUUUUCUACCUUAGAAAAUUUUAUUAUGUUGCUUUUUCUGUUAUUUCCAUCCCUUCCAUUCUUUCUCUUCCCUCUUUCUGGAACAGCUGUUAGCUAAAUGUUAGAACACUUGGAUCUGUCGUCUAUGUCUCUCAUUAUCUGUCUGUGUGUGUAUGUGUGGUGUUUGGUUUUGAGACAGUCUCUCCAGAGCCAAGCUGGAGUGCAGUGGCUUGAUCU
Molecule: messenger RNA, 3607 nt
Organism: Chlorocebus sabaeus (green monkey)
Lineage: Eukaryota; Metazoa; Chordata; Mammalia; Primates; Cercopithecidae
Source: RefSeq, a predicted model, not a curated record